Molecule: messenger RNA, 4561 nt
Organism: Nylanderia fulva
Lineage: Eukaryota; Metazoa; Arthropoda; Insecta; Hymenoptera; Formicidae
Source: RefSeq, a predicted model, not a curated record
AGAAAGCACUUGCCUUCCGUCAAGCAGUAACUGUGAUACUGAACAAUGCAAUAUAAAGUCUAAUUUUAAUUUGAUAAGUUGUGAUAAUACAAAUGACAGUGAUAAUAUUAAAGAUUCUGCGCAUUUGACUGCAGAUGCUCCUUGUAUCGAUGAGAAUCUUAAUACAUUAGUUGUUAGUAACAAUAUUGAGAAAAGCGAUUCUCCAACAACUGUCAAUUCCAAUGCUACUUUAAAUGUUGAUGCAUCAUAUGUGACAUUUGAAAUCGAAGAAGGCACUUGCGUUCCAUCAAGCAGUAACUGUGAUACUGAACAGUGCAAUAUAAAGUCUGAUUUUAAUUUGAUAAGUUGUGAUAAUACAAAUGACAGUGAUAAUAUUAAAGAUUCUGCGCAUUUGACUGUAGAUGCUCCUUGUAUCGAUGAGAAUCUUAAUACAUUAGUUGUUAGUAACAAUAUUGAGAAAAGCGAUUCUCCAACAACUGUCAAUUCCAAUGCUAUUUUAAAUGUUGAUGCAUCAUAUGUGACAUUUGAAAUCGAAGAAGGCACUUGCGUUCCAUCAAGCAGUAACUGUGAUACUGAACAGUGCAAUAUAAAGUCUGAUUUUAAUUUGAUAAGUUGUGAUAAUACAAAUGACAGUGAUAAUAUUGAAGAUUCUGCGCAUUUGACUGUAGAUCCUCCUUGUAUCGAUGAGAAUUUUAAUACAUUAAUUGUUAGUAACACUAUUGAGAUAAGCGAUUCUUUGCCAGCUAUUAAUUCUAAUGCUACGUUCAGUAUUGAUACAGCAAAUGUGAAUUACGAUAUCGAAAAUGUUUCGACAAUAACUAAGAUUUCGGAUGUUAAACAGAGCGUUCAAUGUUGUAAUAAAUUUUAUUCUACUUCUAAAAUAUGUGAAAAUGCGAAUGUUAUUGAGAAAUUUAGAAAAACUAAAAAACCUAAAAAAACUCCGAAGAUUCUAGAAAUACAAAAUGUUAAGAUAUUACUAAAGAAGAUUCCAGUGCACACAGAGAAAGUUGAUAAUAUUACAAAUAGUAUACAGAUGAAUAAUACGUAUAAUAUCGAUAAUAGUGAUGUUUCUUCAAAUGCAAACGGGACUUACGUUAUCGAUAAUAUUUCAAGUGAAACAUCUUGUCCAGUUGCAGAAUCUACACUCAUAGAGAAUCAGUUAGACUUAGAGUGUGAAAUCCAUAAUAAUAAUUCUGAGUCUGAUGAUACAUCCAUUACAUCUAAAAAUAAUUUAGAUAGUAGUUUUCAUUUGUCAGAUUGUUCUAAGCUUGAAGACACAGAUGAAGAUGAAGAUGAAAAUGAAACUAAAAAUACACAUGAACGUACGAUUAAUACAAGUAAAAAUAAAUCUGUGAACAGGACAUUAAAUUUGACAUCAACAUUUUCAUCUGAAGUAUGUGAUGAUAGAAAUAUGUAUGUGGAAACUUCCAAUAAUCCUAAAUUAAAACAAAAUAUGUGCGUAUAUUGUGAAAAAUUUCAAGCGCAAAUUGCAAGACAUUUAGAAACAGUACAUAAAGAAGAAGAAGAUGUGAAAAAGUUUCGUCUUUUACCUAAGGGUAAUCCGGAACGAAAGAAGAUUAUUGGUCUACUUAGACGAAAAGGAAAUUUCAUAUAUAAUACUAAUUCUAACUUAAAUAAAGGAGAUUUAAUUGUAUGCCGGCGUCCAAGAAAUGAAUUGAAUAGACAAGCAGCCGAUUUUAUUCCUUGUGCUAAAUGCAAAGGGUUUUUUUCUAAAAAUAAUAUAAGACAUCAUUUUGCAUCAUGUGCGCCAAAAAGGGAAUAUCCUCAAAGAAAUGUUAAAAUAUUGGGACGUACUGUGGCUUGUCGAAUUCAUUACAGUGCAAAUACACCAUUAAGAAGAUUGGUGUUCCCAGUAAUGAGGGAAGACAGCGUAACUCAAAUUAUUAGAUAUGAUGAACUGCUAAUUGCUUUUGGCAAUAAAAUGUGUCAGAAGUAUCGUCUCCAACAUCAGCACGAUAUGAUUAGAGCGCGACUGAGAUUACUUGGACGAUUUCUUAUUGUUUUGAGAGAUCUUGAUAAUAGUAUAGUAGAUUUCUCUUCAAUAUAUAAUCCAACAAAUUAUGAACAAUGCAUUAAAGCUGUAAAUAAACUUGCACAAUUCGAUGAAAAGACUUGGACAUAUAAAAUACCAUCUAUUGCAACAUCUUUAGGAACACUUAUAAAACAAAUUGGGAAACUUUUAAGAAGUAUAUGCAUUAAGAAACAAGAUUGUAGCAAACAAACUGUGGUAGAAAAUUUUUUGAAAUUAUUUGAAGAGGAUUAUCCUGUUGCUGUAAAUAAAAUUGUGUUUGAAACUCAAGGGCAUCGAAAAAGGCAAAAGAAUAUUGUCUUGCCAUCUAUAGAUGAUAUAAAAAUAUUCAAUGCUUAUCUCAAAGCUGAACGCAUAAAAGCUCUAGAAUCUUUACAAACAAAUGGUUUCUCAAUUCACGCAUGGCGUAUGUUAACUGAAAUAACAUUAAUAUCGAUUAUGAUAUUUAAUAGAAGACGUGCUGGUGAACUGGAGCGUGUUUUAAUUGAAAAUUUGGAAAAUUGUGCGGCAAUUUCAAAAGAAGAAGCACCUGAAUUAUAUAAAUCUUUAUCUAAAUAUGUACGGAUGACAAUACGCGGCAAAUUAGGGAGAACGGUUCCUGUGUUACUCCAUGAAGAAAUAUUAAAAUGUAUGCAAAUGAUUAUUAAUUAUCGUAAAGAUGCUGGCGUACCCGAAAAUAAUCCUUAUAUUUUUGGUAUAUAUUCACUCGACAAAAGAAGAUUCAAAUAUUUGAGAGCAUGUGUAUUAAUGCGAAAAUAUUCUGUAAUUUCUGGGGCAAAAAUGCCAACUUCGUUACGAGGUACAAUAUUGCGGAAACAUAUUGCUACAGUAUGUAUGUCAUUAGAUAUAUCUGAACAUGAAGUGAAUAAUCUAGCUGAUUUCAUGGGCCAUCACGAAAAAAUACAUAAAUCGCACUACAGACAGUCAAUCGUAACAAAAGAUUUGGCUAUAUCACGUUUACUCAAAUACGCACAAGGAGGAGACACAACAGAUGAAAGUGAUAAUGUUGAUGAUGAAAAUGAAAACAGGGAUGAUUCGAUUAAUAAUGAUAACUCAAAUUUAAGUUUAAAUACUUCUGAUACUUUAUCAUUAAUACAAACGAGAUCAUCUAAACUGCCACUGUUCGAAAAUCGAACGAUGCCACAAGAAAGAAAACCAAAAACAAGUGAGUCAGUUCUGCAAGCACAGGAACAAAAUAAACAAAAUAAGGAAACAUCAGUAGAGAUUGGCGAAGAAAAUCAAGAAGUCGAAACCACCAUGGAGAAACAGGAUAACAUGGACCAAGCAGUACAAAAACCAAUCGAAUCGAUAAGCGAAUUCGUAGCAAGAUUAAAAGACUUAUCGUUAAACUGCAAUUUUGAUAAGCCAGAUAAUGCUCUCUGUGAUAGAUUCAUCUGCGGCGUUGAGGACCAGGAAACACGGAUUGCGCUCUUCAGCGAACAGAAUCUCACCUUUUCCAAGGCGCUGAAGAUUGCAAAAACCAAAGAAGCAGCUGUAAAAAGUGCCAACAAGAGCCAGAAGCAAUCCGGGCCCAGCGACAUCCAACACAUGGGACAUCAGCAGCAGCGAGGCGGAAAGAAAACAACUUCGUACGGCACUAAGCGGGCAGAAGCAAAAUACAGCGUCGACGCUCAUUCCAAAUGGCCUAUUGUAGUUAACAUGAAAAACGACACUACUGCGAAAAGUUUGAUUAAAGAGCUAGAUACGAUUUUUGUUGAUAAAGACUAUCCUAAUCACAUAGUUAGCGACAAUGGAACACAAUUUACAAACUUCUCUGUAAACAGAUUUCUAGCAGAUUACCGUAACACACCACACUGUUCUACAAAUGUAGUACCAGCCCAAUUAAUGUACAAGCGACAACUAAAAACUAGAUUUGAUCUGCUUAAAUGCGACACACGACGAACAGUAGAAGACAAUCAAUUUAUUCAACAACGCACUACACAUGGUAAGAGGUGUAUAGAACUCCAAAAAGGCGAUAUUGUAUAUGCUAAAGACUAUCGUAAAGAUACUCUUGAUAACGCACAAGCGACUAUAGUCAAACAAUUGUCACCAAGUAUGUACACGAUACAGUUCGCAGACGGUUUCACAACUAAACGCCAUGCAAAUCAAAUUACGCAACUUUUCACUCUUAUCGUAUUUAUGGAGGAUAUGCCUAUUAUGAUCAAAAAAGCCGACAACAAACUCAAACGACUGACUCUCGAGGCUCUUCUCGAUCGCCAGUAUGAGCUUUUCGGCCUCAUCGCUCGCGCUUGCGAGAAUCUACAAGAGCUCGGUCUUUCUAAGACCACCCGUGGUACUGUACAAAGUCGCUUAGCGAGUUUAAAAUCGAAUUGGGAAAAAUUCCAAGCGUUACACAAAAACUUAUACAAGCUGAGAUCGCCAGAAUUUAAAAAGCUGGACUAUUAUGUCGAUAAGGUUUAUGAGCAAUGCGACGAAAAAUUUGUCGAAGCCCAGGGCACAAUGCUCACUAUCUCCUCGACAGUUUUGAACCACCAGCUCAACAGAAUAUAA